CUAAUGACGUACACAAACAGCUCCAGAACCAUUUGCUGAUUUCUAGCAAGAAGAUUGAAAUGAGCCUAAUCGCAUCUCGAAUUUCAAUCUUUGCCGGUGAUUCUUUUUCAUCCAGACUGGAACAUACUAAAGUCUUGCUGGAUUCUUGUAAAAUGUAAGUAGAAAUACCAGAAAUGCAAACAUUUUCAUCAAAAUGAGCUGCUCAAAAGUAAAUGACGUCACGGAACAAAACUAUUGGAUGGAAUAGAAAUCAAUCGACAAUGAUUCAAAGAGAGCCUUGAGAGGUCCUCAAAAUUCUUGAUAGCGAGACUUGUGUCUGCUGUGUGUGUGUAUGUUUGCAGGGAAGCUCAAGCUUGCCUCGGGGCGGCAGGUGUCAUUUGUUUUUGCCUGCAUAGCUGAAGUGCGGCACUAUGGUGCACCUGCUGCGGCUGGUGGGGGCGCGGGCGCUCUGCGCGCGGCGAGUGGGCUCGCCGCUACUGCCGCCGCCGACACGCGCCAUCAGCCAGCAGGCUCAGCGGCAGAUGGACACGCUGCGGCCCAAGGUGCGUGAGUUCGUCGAGCGGACGGUGCGUAUGUGCCAGCCGGCUGAGGUACACGUAUGUGACGGGUCGGAAGCCGAGAACGCCAACCUGCUGAACCAGAUGGCCGAGAGCGGCGUGCUUGAGCCGCUGACUAAGUACGACAACUGCUGGCUGGCCCGCACUGACCCGGCCGACGUGGCGCGCGUCGAAUCCAAGACAUUCAUCGUCACAGAGGAGAAACGCGAGACCGUGCCGAUUCCGCGCAAGGGCCGCAAGGGCAUGCUCGGUAACUGGAUGUCGCCCAAGGCGCUGGAACAUGCAGUUGCCGAGCGUUUCCCCGGCUGCAUGCGCGGCCGCACGCUUUACGUUGUGCCGUUCUCAAUGGGACCGGUUGGUUCCCCGCUCAGCAAGAUCGGCAUCGAGCUCACCGACUCUCCGUAUGUGGCCGCCUCGAUGCGCAUCAUGACCCGGAUGGGCAGUAAGGUCCUCGAGACGCUUGGUGACGACGACUUCGUCAAGUGCUUGCACUCGGUUGGCCGGCCGGUGCCCGUCAGUAAGAAGCCCAUCAAUAACUGGCCCUGCAACCCGGAGAACACAAUCAUCGCGCACGUGCCAUCAAAAAACGAGAUCAUCUCCUUCGGCAGCGGCUAUGGCGGUAACUCACUGCUCGGCAAGAAGUGCUUCGCGCUGCGCAUCGGCUCGACGAUCGCACGUCGCGAAGGCUGGCUGGCCGAGCACAUGCUGAUCCUGGGCAUCACCAACCCGGCCGGCCACAAACGUUACAUUGCCGCCGCAUUCCCGUCCGCUUGCGGCAAGACCAACCUGGCCAUGCUUCAGCCGUCACUUCCUGGCUACAAGGUGGAGUGCGUCGGCGACGACAUCGCCUGGAUGAAGUUCGACGACAAGGGCGUGCUCCGCGCCAUCAACCCCGAGAACGGCUUCUUCGGCGUGGCUCCGGGCACUUCGUCGGCCACCAACCCGAUCGCGAUGAAGACCAUCUUUUCCAACACGCUCUUCACGAACGUCGCCAAGACGAGUGACGGCGGCGUCUACUGGGAAGGCCUGGAGAAGGAGGUGGACACUUCCGUGGGCAUCGUCGACUGGCACGGCGAUCCGUGGACGACCGGCAGCGGAGCGCCGUCCGCGCACCCCAACAGUCGAUUCUGCGCGCCGGCCGCUCAGUGCCCCAUCAUCGACCCGCAGUGGGAGUCGCCCGAGGGUGUGCCCAUCUCGGCCAUCCUGUUCGGCGGCCGCCGACCUCUGGGAGUGCCCCUGGUCUACGAGGCCUUCAACUGGCAGCACGGCGUGUUCCUUGGCGCCGCGAUGCGGUCCGAGUCGACAGCCGCCGCCGAGCACAAGGGCAAGGUGAUCAUGCACGAUCCGUUCGCGAUGCGGCCAUUCUUCGGCUACAACUUCGGUCACUACCUGGCCCACUGGCUGUCGAUGGAGCAGCGUGGCACGCCGGCCACCAUGCCCAAGAUCUUCCACGUCAACUGGUUCCGCAAGGCGGCUACGGGCGGAUUCCUUUGGCCCGGCUUCGGUGAGAACACGCGCGUGCUCGACUGGGUGCUGCGCCGUGUCGACGGAGAGGACUGCGCCCAGGAGUCGGCCAUCGGCCUGGUGCCCAAGCCCGGCUCGCUCAACCUGGAGGGUCUGAAGGAGGCUGUGGACAUGCAGGAGCUGUUCAGCAUCCCCAAGGAGUUCUGGCAGCAGGAGGUAUCGGCUGUGGCGCAGUACCUGGAUGAACAGGUCGGCGAGGACCUGCCAUACCCGAUCGUCGAGGAGCUGGAGCACCUUCGCCAGCGGGUGGAGAAGCUCUAGAGGCGCCUUCCGGACGCGAAGGUGGCUCCUGUCCCCUACUGCCGCCAGUGCAACUCGCCAGCUGUCGCGCCGUCCGUUAUAUGGACCUGUUGUAGACGCCAGUAGCGACUCAGCGGGUGGUGGCCCUGUGUGCUCGACGUGAAGUCCUCUGGCUGUAUUGGUAUUCAAGAUUGGUGCAUUCGGCUUAGAGCGGGUUAGAGACGGAAUACUUGGUUAAGGGCUUUACUGGAGUGCAUCUUUGAUAUUGCACAUUCCAUUCACAUUCCCCUCUGCGCUUGGUUUGCUGGUUGUGUUUUGUAUCGAUUUUAUGUGUGGCAAAAGUAUAUUUUAACAUUAUUUACAUACUCGUGGCGCAUUUCAUGAGACUGUGAUCAAUGAUUCCAAAUGUGUUUUUUUCCACCACUCCCUCUAAGGGCAGUUCCUAGUUUGAUUACGCAUGUCUCAACUGAGGGUCCCACCUCCCAGAUGUCACUUUUCUUCCUUUUUAUAGUUUUUCUUCGACCAUUCAAUGGUUUCACCUAGGCUGAGUCAUCUGCAUUGUUUUUGUAACAUCUUAUGGGCGCCUAGAUCAUGACAAGACCAGAACGGUGCUUAAAAACGUUACGUCUCUUCCUGUGACCAAGACGCAGUCGUGUAAAAAUAUAUCUGAUUUCUUGAAAA
Messenger RNA from Amphibalanus amphitrite, 3002 nucleotides. Its product is annotated as phosphoenolpyruvate carboxykinase, cytosolic [GTP]-like. Gene Ontology annotation, cellular component: cytosol. Gene Ontology annotation, molecular function: GTP binding; phosphoenolpyruvate carboxykinase (GTP) activity; manganese ion binding. Bases 411 to 2342 code for a protein of 643 amino acids. NCBI's taxonomy places the organism in Eukaryota, Metazoa, Arthropoda, Thecostraca, Balanomorpha, Balanidae. The record is from RefSeq and is a predicted model, not a curated record. The transcript has 3 exons. Gene Ontology annotation, biological process: gluconeogenesis; cellular response to glucose stimulus; cellular response to dexamethasone stimulus.